GUUCCUAUGACACAUGGUGAGCGCUCAAGGAGUUCACGUCGACCCCAAGAAAAUCGAAGCCGUACGUACGUGGAAGACACCCGAGAACGUGAAGGAGUUGCAGCAAUUCCUAGGCUUCGCUAAUUACUACAACAGGUUCGUGCCACAGUAUGCGAAAAUCGCAGCACCACUCACGAAUCUGCUAACGAAGAACACGCCCUACACAUGGGAGCCGAAACACCAGGAAGCCGUGGAGCAGCUGAAGCAAGCACUUACGUCCGCACCAGUACUCAUCUUGCCAGAUCCCAAACGCGACUACGUCAUCGAAGCUGACGCCAACGACCAGGCAGUGGGAGCAGUCUUCAUGCAAGACCAACCCUAACAGCAAGGCGUUCAGUUCAG
Closterium sp. NIES-67 is the source of this 381-nucleotide messenger RNA. NCBI's taxonomy places the organism in Eukaryota, Viridiplantae, Streptophyta, Zygnematophyceae, Desmidiales, Closteriaceae. The record is from the annotation of a GenBank genome assembly.